Messenger RNA from Exophiala dermatitidis NIH/UT8656, 1554 nucleotides. RefSeq lists its product as uncharacterized. The transcript is spliced from 3 exons. The coding region runs from base 1 to 1554 and encodes 517 amino acids. NCBI's taxonomy places the organism in Eukaryota, Fungi, Ascomycota, Eurotiomycetes, Chaetothyriales, Herpotrichiellaceae. The record is from RefSeq and is a predicted model, not a curated record. Gene Ontology annotation, biological process: intracellular mRNA localization. Gene Ontology annotation, molecular function: mRNA binding. Gene Ontology annotation, cellular component: ribonucleoprotein complex; nuclear outer membrane-endoplasmic reticulum membrane network; endoplasmic reticulum.
AUGGCCGAUACGGAAACUGUCUCUGCCACUGAUGGCACUCAAAAGUCGCGACCUGAGAAGCCUGAUGAAGCGAAGUUCAAGGCUGCCCUUGCACAGGCGGAGAAGGAACACGAAGCCGCCCAGGCCAGAUUUAACGCCGCCCGAGCCAAACUCGACAGUGCCCGUCCUGGAAAGUCCACGCCCGCCAACGACCGCUUCAAAGAGCUUGUGGAAGAACAAAAGGCGAUCCGUCAGAAGCAGCAGGAACACAAGUCGGCGAAGUCAGGCCAACAGGAGAAGUUCAACCAGAAUGAUGCCUUGAUCAAGAAGCUCAUCGCCGAGCAGAAGGAUGCCCGCACCCGUGCUGGAUUCAAGAACGCCGAGGAGAUCGAUGCCAAAAUUGCUAGCAUCAUGAAGCAAGUUGACUCUGGUAACAUGAAGCUGGUGGACGAGAAGAAGGCGUUGGCUGAGGUUUCGGCCCUGCGUCGCCAAAGAAAGGGAUUCACGGCUCUGGACGAUCUGCAGAAGAAAAUCGACGAGAAGAAGGCCGAGAACGCAGAGCUGAAGAAAUCCUUCGACAACCCGGAGGCUCGUGCUUUGGCGCAAAAAUAUGAAGAGAACCAGAAAGAGCUCGACCAGAUCAAGGCCGCGCGUGAGGACACCAACAAGAACUUGGACGCCUUGAAAGCGGAGCGGGAGAAGUUGUACCAGGAGCAGCAGGCCACGUACGCUAACAUCCGGAAGAUCAAGGACGACUACUAUGCGCAAAGGAAGGCUUACAAGGAGUACGAAGACCAACUUUACCAGCAACGCCGGGAGCGACAGAAGGCCGAGCGUGAGGCCUACGAGAAGGAAAAGCGUCGCCGUAUCGCCGAGCAGAAACUUGAAGAAGCCAGCGAACCGGCUUUCUCGAACGAGAUUCGUAUUGCUGAAGGUCUCAUUCGCCAUUUUGACCCGUCCUCGGUUAAUUCUGGAGAGGCCAAGGAGUCAGCCAGCCAGCUCGCCGCGACCGCGCAACGACAAGUGGACGAUGCCGGCUUCAAGGGCAUGAAGGUCAUGAAGAAAGAGGACGAGGACUUCUUUGUGGGAAGUGGAGGCAAGAAGAAGGGCAAAGGUGGCAAGAAGGCUGCUGCUUCCUCUACCGCCGAAUCUGGAAAAAUCAACCUGAACAUUGGCAUCAUCGAAGAGCUGGCCAAGGUCGGUGUCGACCCACCAAGCACUCAAGCUGAUGUUCCUGCCGUUGUUGAGAAAUUGAAGGCCAAGGUUGAAGCCUGGAAGAAGGACCAAGAGAGCCAGACCAAGAAGAACAUCGAGAAAGCCAAGAAGGAAAUCGAAAAGCUGGAGCAGGAAGCCACUGAAGCGUCCAAUGCCUCUCCUCCACCUUCUCGAGGCGCCGGCAAGGGCGGCCGAACCGAUCGUGCGAAGAAGGUUGCAUUGAAAGACUCUGGUGUCAAUGGAACUAUUUCUGUCGAGGCCGAGGAAGCACAGGAAAAGGAUGCAGUUGCUGAUGUUGCUAAGGAGCUGAAGGAAACCAAGAUCGAAGACAAGGAGAAUGAGGAGGUUGCCACGGCAUAG